UAGAAAUCAAUAUGGCGUUAACAUAACAAAAUACCCUAAAAAUUCUCAGUUUGACAUAGUCGCGAUUUUUGAACUAGUAGAUUCCGCAACUUAAAACUUACAUUUUCAAAUUCUACACGUCGAAAACUACAAAAUUGCAAAUAAAAAAAUCUAUAAUUUUUAGACCACUAAAGCAAAAUUCAACUCAAAAUCAAAUUCCACUUGAAAAAUUAAUUUAGUUCUAUAUAUAAGCUAAGAAAAAAUUAAUUUCUUUGAAUUUACUAGUAAUAAUAUAAAACAAUAGUGUGUACUUAUUAAACACUGACGUUUGCAAUAUCUUUAUGAUUUUUACUACAAGUUUUCGAUCUUUCUUUUCUAUGAUCAAUGAAAUAAAAGUAUUUUGUUUGUAAAAUGUGCAUGGUACUAUCACAACAGUGUUUAAAAACGUAGAAUUAAAGUUAUAUAAAAAUGACACUUCUUCUGAAGCUUUCAGCAUGGAAAAAUCUAAUAAAAAGAUCAUUUUCACCAAGGAAUCAAAUAAUAACAAUAUCAAAAUUCGAUAUUCAUACGUCAGAAUAUUCUUUCCAUGGUGAAUAUGAAAUGCAAGACCCAAAAUCAGAAGCUGAUAUUGUUAAUGUUACUUUUAUUGAUAAAAUGGGAAAAAGAAUACCUAUAAAAGGGAAAGUGGGAGAUAAUGUACUGUAUUUAGCCCAUAGAUAUGGAAUUGAAAUGGAAGGUGCUUGCGAAGCAUCUCUUGCUUGUACCACUUGUCACAUAUAUGUACAUCAUGAUUAUAUAGAUAAACUCCCAACAGCUGAAGAAAAGGAGGAGGAUUUAUUAGAUUUAGCUCCAUUUUUAAAAGAAAAUUCUAGAUUAGGUUGUCAAAUUAUAUUAACGAAAGAAUUAGAUGGUAUAGAAUUAGAACUGCCUCAAGCAACAAGGAAUUUCUAUGUAGAUGGCCACACACCAGCUGCACAUUAAUAAAUGUUCUCCUUUGUAUUUAGCUUAAUAUGUACAUAUUUUAUUCAUUCAAUUAGUAUAGUUGUAAAUUUAUAUAUUAUAUAUAAAAUGUAAAUGUAUAAUAGUAUAAAUUGAAUAUUAUGUAGCACAUAAGUUAUUUCUUUCUUUUCUUUUGUUUUUUUUUUUUAUAUAUUAUAUAUUUUAGUGAUCAAUGAUUAAUGAAAACAUAUUUUCAGAAUGUACUGUAAUGUAUUUCAUAAACUUUUAGAACAACAAACUUGAUUUAUAUGACAUUUUGUCAUGAUACAAUAUAUUUAUUUCUUAUACAUUUGGAUUAUGAUACAUAUUUUUAAUUACAAUGAUACAAGAUUUAAACAUUUAUGAUAUAAUGAAUCUGUAAAUUAAAAUUGUAUUUGUUAAUCUUGCAGCAUUUACAUUAUCCAUGAAAAUACCCUAUAAGUGUUUUUGCAAACUGAUCGUUUCUGAGCACUGCCACUAAUUUGUUUACAUGUUUUCCAUUUCUGGCAGGCACCACCUUUAUGCAUUUUCCCAGUUUGACAACUUUCACACUAACUUUAUGUAUACAUAUUCGUAUCUAUAUGUGCAUACGUUCCCACGUUCAUUAGCUCGUUAUAUAUGCUUACGCAACUUGCGCUUCUUUUCAUGCAUCCAUACAUAUCAGUGUCGAUAAUUAUUAUCAUCAACAUUGUCAUAUAAUUAUCGUACAAACUAUAUUUAUUUAUAUUUUCUACUCAUUAUUGAUCACUAUAAUUAUAGACACGUUAUAAUAUCUCAGAUCAAUCGCAACCUACAGUCAUACUUCAUAAGUAAAAGAAUUUAAAUAGAAGUACAUUCAUACAAUGUCAUACAAAACUACACUGUGAAUAUGAUUAUAUAUGUAUCUCUCAUUUGGUAUGAGUCAUCACAACGGACUUAUUGAAAAAAUAAUUUUUUGUACUUAUUUGUAACUAAAAAUGGGUCAUGAUAUUUAAUUAAAUAUUGUACAGAAAGAGACUGUCUACACUACAUAAUGUGUCAAUGGAAUACUUUGAAUCAAUAAAAAUAAAAAAUUUGUUUGAUAUCAAAAUUAAACUA
Molecule: messenger RNA, 2034 nt
Organism: Bombus terrestris (buff-tailed bumblebee)
Lineage: Eukaryota; Metazoa; Arthropoda; Insecta; Hymenoptera; Apidae
Gene: Fdx1
Product: adrenodoxin-like protein 1, mitochondrial
Exons: 4
Coding region: 448-960 (170 amino acids)
Biological process (GO): P450-containing electron transport chain; positive regulation of oxidoreductase activity
Cellular component (GO): mitochondrion
Molecular function (GO): 2 iron, 2 sulfur cluster binding
Source: RefSeq, a predicted model, not a curated record